AGUUGCUUCGCCUUUCAACAGUUGCGCAAGAAAGAGACGACGAGUAAUUGUCAUACGGCAAUGGAAUAGUACUAAUUGGGUCUGGGGUUCUCACCAUGUCGGUACCCACGGCCAAUAUCCCGAAAUUCGGGUCUUUCAGACCAAAACUGUCCACGCCUGCUCCAGAGCCAGAGAAAGCCAAAAAUGAAUCCAAGACAGAUAGCAAACAUAGGCAUCGUAAAAAAGAUGAGAAAGAAUUCGAACGUCGGCACCACAAGAGACAGCGCUCCAGGAGCAGAGACAGACGCUCCACGAACCUCGAGGAAGAACCAACAGAUGCCACACCAAAUCUGAGCUCCCCAGACUUUUUUAUCGUUGAUCGGAAAGGAGAUGUGAAAAAUCUCGUCUAUGGAAGUGUACAUCGGUACAGCGUACCUCCAUUCUAUCGAUAUGGCUCUGGCUAUGUUUUGGGAGCUUCCGCGAACGUAAAGAUUGAUCGAAGUCAAGGGGAGGACAAGGGAGUUGUUUUAAGCAAUUGGCGAAUACCUAGGUCAAGAGAGAAGUAUAUUUUUUCAAAAGUUGAGAGAGAACGGCCAAGACUUUUGAAGAUACGACCUGAAGUAUUAGCAGAGACUUCGGGAAAUAUGGAUUUAGAUUUUGUACCUCUGCAAGGACUACGGGGGAAGAAGCCCAAGCGAAGCCCUGGAGCCGAGAGUUCAGACAAUGAAGAGAAGAUAGAUUACCGCUCCAUCUAUGGGAAAACAAAGGAAAGUGGUCAGCCAGCUGAUGAGGAUCUUCAAUAUGCCACUGAAACCGAUUCGUCUGGCUCUGAUGCUGGCCGAGUAAUUAAACUGGACUCUUCUAUACGACAAAAGAACGUCGAACUGUCGCGAAAAGUUGAAAAAGUCCCACAAGAUAUCAUGGCAUGGCUUGCUUUGAUAGACCACCAAGAUGUUCUCAUACAAGCAGGAGAUGAACGCCAUCGAGUCACAAGCGCUGAGAUUAAAAGUACGGCAGAAAUCAAAAUUCAUAUGUUUGAGAAGGCGUUGGAACAAACACGUUCUCUAGAGGACCGCGAGUGGCUGCUUCUUGGCUUGAUGGCAGAGGGAACAAAGAUCUGGGAAGUCAAGGUCCAGUCAGAUCGUUGGGAGGAGAUCUCACAAGACAACAUCGACAGUCUCUUGCUUUGGACGAGCUACUUGAAUUUCAAGCAAUCCACUUUUACAACAUUCAGAUAUGAAGACGUGCGAGAAGUAUAUCUCAACAGAAUCCGCCUCCUGCAAGGCUCGAUUGAAAGUGCCACUGGGGAUUCCUGCAUCGCGCUACAUCAACAGCUUCUCUAUGUCAUGCUCAGACUUACGCUAUUCAUCAGAGAAGCUGGGUAUUCGGAACUGGCUGUUGCGAUAUGGCAAGGUCUUCUUGAGAUGAACUUUAAUGCUCCAAGUGAGCCCCUAGCGAAGAGUGCGUUGAUGGACUCUUUCAAGGAUUUCUGGGAAAGCGAGGUGUCUCGGAUUGGCGAAGCUGGCUCCUUAGGAUGGAAACACUUCGCAGCCAACAGUAGCGAUUUCGAUGUCCCGGACACACUAACCGACGAAGUCAAUGAUUCUCUGAGCAAUACGGACAUCUUCCGAACCUGGAGCGCAGCUGAAAGGAUCCGAAUGAAAUGUUCGCGAACUCCUGCUCGAACUAUGGAUGAAGUCGUGGAAGACGAUCCCUACCGAGUCAUCUUGUUCUCUGAUAUUGAGGAUUUCUUGAUCAAGCUGCCGUCGAGUUCAGAAGCGCUUCAUGGAUGCUGUGUUGAGGCAUUCAUUCUCUUCUGUCGUUUACCACCGCUAGCUACAACCGAAUCCGAGUUCACUUGGAAAUGUGCAAAUGAUUCUUUCAUACGGAAUGAGUUACUUGAAUGGUCGUCCAGCUGGGUAAAGGAUGAAUACUUGUCCUCAAGUCGUAACGAUGCACCCGAUGUCCCAAAGGCCUCCAUUUUACACAAUCCAUUCCCGAAAUGUGUGAGCACACCAGACCUGCUCUUUGGAAACACCCUUGCCGGAAAUGACUAUUUCGGCACCCCUUCAUCCCAAGAAUCUCUUUUCUCAUCUCGUUACUCUGGAGACAAUGGCCCCGUCUCUAUGCUCUGGAUCCGCAACACCCUCUCACAACUCGUACAAGUCCAUUUCACAGAAGACCUCGGAGAAUACUACCUCGCCCUUGAAUACCACCACUCACCAUCUAGCAUCAAAAAGGUUGCCAAAGGUCUUUUAAAGCAACGCCCUUCGAGUCUACGCCUGUACAACGCGUACGCCAUGAUCGAAUGGGCACGCGGGAAUAAGGACAUCGCAAAUGGUGUGUUCACCGCUGCGUUGAAUAUGAGUUCUUCAGGUGCUAUGAACAAAAUGAAUAUCGAGGAAAAACCACCAAAUGAUGCCAUACUCCUAUGGCGAAACUGGGCCUGGCUACAUCUCGAAGCAACAGACAAUACUUCAGCGGUCCAAACCCUCCUCUCCAUCGUAGACGGAAAACCGGAUCCACCGAUCAGCCUCUCUCCCACUGCACUAUUGAGAGUCAGACAGCAUCUAUCGUCUACACGGGAUUUCUUGUGUUUGGUCGGAGAUUUUGGCAGGGCGGUGCUUUACACAGAAUGCCUCGCCCUCCUAACCUACCUCACCUCCCCACCAACCUCCGAGCCACAAUCCCCAACCCAAGGAUCCAUCCUCCCCACUCUCGAUAUCUACACCACAUUCAACCGCACCCUCCUCUCUCGCACGCACUCCUCCUCUCAAGCCAACGCGAAAAUCAACCUCCACAUCCUCACCCUCCACCAAUCCCUGACACGCCUCCUAACCCACCACAUCGCUCUCGGACCCUACCGCCCCUCCCUCCUAACAACCACCAUCAUCUCCUUGCUCAGCGCCUUCCCUUCUCCUACAUACCCAACCCCAACCCCACCCUCCCCCACCCACACAAGCACCCCCCUCCUCCACCUCCUCACCACCCUCCAAAUCCCAGGCCUCAACAACCUAACCUCCCCACUGUACACCCUCCUACAAACCACUCUCCUCACACCCCCGCACGACACCCUCUCAACGCGACUCUUCUCCAUCCAAUACGAGAUCCAGUACGGCACAACCCAUUCCGUCACCGCCGCAUUCGAGAAAGCCCUCACGUCCGAGAGAGGCGGAAAGUCAUCCCCUGGAUUAUGGAAAUUAUAUCUGCUGUUCUCUAUUUUUGGACUUGGUUCCAAUGACAACAGGAAUGAGAAACAAGUUAGUGAAGGAUUAUCAUCACUGCGAGAUAAAGAUAAAGACAAGGCUAAGGCCAAGGCAAAAGCAAAAGCCAACUCCAAAGUAAAAGACAUCUGGUUCCGUGCUCUGCGCGCCUGUCCCUGGUCGAAAGAGCUGUACGUUCUCGGAAUGGAGGAGUUAGGCGAUGGGGAGAGCGGGGUGACGUAUGAGGAGUUGAGGGGGACGUGGAGGGUGAUGGGCGAGAAGGAGUGUAGGGUGCAUGUUGAUCUUGAGGAUGCGUUUGAGGAGAUUGGGGAGCUGCAGCUUGAGCUUGCUGCGAGGGGGGGUGGUAGGCUGGAGCAGAAGAGGGUUGCUUAUAAAUAGUAACUGUAAAACAAUUUAUUCAUGGAACAGCAUCACGCUCGCAGUCAUCCAUAAUCUAUCGUUAC
Messenger RNA from Cadophora gregata, 3646 nucleotides. RefSeq lists its product as uncharacterized. Gene Ontology annotation, biological process: negative regulation of RNA catabolic process; regulatory ncRNA-mediated post-transcriptional gene silencing. The record is from RefSeq and is a predicted model, not a curated record. NCBI's taxonomy places the organism in Eukaryota, Fungi, Ascomycota, Leotiomycetes, Helotiales, Ploettnerulaceae. The transcript has 4 exons. Gene Ontology annotation, cellular component: catalytic step 2 spliceosome. Bases 96 to 3581 code for a protein of 1161 amino acids.